AUGUCGUUCCCCGUCCCCCUCACCGCGGACGCAAUCGACGACCUGAUCUACGACGCCCGCGCCGGCGAUCUGGAUGCCCUCAAGGCCGACCUGGCCAGCCUGAGCGCCCAGCACAGCUGCCCAGAGGCCUGGAUCGUGGCGUCGGCCAUCGACGCCGAGCCCGAGGCCGAGGGCGGCACGGGGUCAUGUCUGCUGCACUUCCCCGCCGCCAACGGAAACCUAGAAAUCCUCUCGCACCUGCUCGCCGUCCUGAAGGAUGCGUCGGCGCGGCUGUCGCAGGAGCAGGUCGCGGCCGUGGUGAACCACCGCAACCAUUCUGGCAACACGCCGCUGCAUUGGGCGGCGCUGAACACGCAUCUGGAGUGUGUGAAGGUGCUGGUGGAGGCCGGCGCUGAUAUCGCGGUCAAGAAUGACGCCGGGCUCGAUGCGGUGUUCCUGGCUGAGCGCGCGGACUGGUCCGCCGAGGAGGUGAAGGAGGGCCAGGAGGAGGCGGAGGUUGAGGUCGAGGCUGAAGCUUCGACGGAUGCCCCUGUGCCUGUGACCAAGGGUCGUCAGGUGGUGGAGUGGCUGUUGGGGUCGGAGAAGGGAGGGGAGCUGGAGAGUGGUGUGGGUGAGAGCGGCGAGGGAGAGGCGGCUGGUGGGAAAUGA
Molecule: messenger RNA, 648 nt
Organism: Aspergillus terreus NIH2624
Lineage: Eukaryota; Fungi; Ascomycota; Eurotiomycetes; Eurotiales; Aspergillaceae
Product: ankyrin repeat domain-containing protein
Exons: 2
Coding region: 1-648 (215 amino acids)
Molecular function (GO): protein binding
Source: RefSeq, a predicted model, not a curated record